Molecule: messenger RNA, 2633 nt
Organism: Ectocarpus siliculosus
Lineage: Eukaryota; Phaeophyceae; Ectocarpales; Ectocarpaceae
Source: the annotation of a GenBank genome assembly
CACACCUCUCCCGAGAACACUCGAAGAAGUAUGGAUCCUAGCGCUGCCGAAGGGGAGACGGCAUGGCUGGACUUGUCCGGCGAUGGGGGCGUGCUCAAAAAGAUCCUGGAGACUGGUGAUGAUGAGCGCGGCAACCCUCCCCCGGAGUAUGAGGUGUCUGCCCACUACACGGGUACCAUCGAGAGCGGCGAAAAGUUCGACUCUUCACGAGACAGGGGAAAGCCCUUCACCUUUCAAAUCGGAAUGGGCUCCGUGAUCAAGGCCUGGGAUAUUGGCUUCUCUAGCAUGACCAUCGGGGAGAAGGCGAUUCUGAAGUGCCGCGCCGACUAUGCCUAUGGGGACAGCCCCCCGGGCAGCGGCGUGAUUAAGCCGGGAGACACCUUGCUGUUUGACGUCGAGCUGCUGGGCUUUCACGAGAAGCCGAAGGAGAAAUGGGAGAUGUCCGCCGCGGAGCUCAUGGAAGAGGCCCUGAAGAUCAAGGAGGAAGGGACGGCGUUUUUCAAGGAGAAGCGAUUCUUCGAGGCCACGGAGCGUUACGUCGCAGCGGCGGAUACCGCCUCCGCCGUACCCGAGAAGACUGACCCGGGGGGAGAGGAAGAGGCGGCCGCCGUUGCUCUGGAGCUCUCGUGCUUCCUGAACGCUGCCCAAGCCUGCCUGAACGGCAAGGAGUGGGGCGACGCCAUCGCGCACGCCACCUCCGCGCUUGGCAAGGACCCCGACAACGUCAAGGCGCUCUACCGCAGAGGGGUCGCCAAGAGACACACCGGCAUGGUGGAUGAAAGCAAGAGCGACCUCAUGGCGGCCUACAAGCUUGACCCCAACAACAAGGCGGUCAGGAAGGAGCUUCAACUGCUCAAGGCUGCGAUGAAGGAGUCCAAGGAGAAGGCGAAGUCAGUGUUUGGCGGUCUGUUUGGCAAGGUCAGCAUGUACGACGACAAGGAAGGGGUUGUUGUCUUCGACGGCACCAACCCCAAGUGCUUCUUCGACAUCACGGUGGGAGACAAGGAGCCUCAGCGCAUCUCGUUCGAGCUGUACGCGAACACGUGCCCGAAGACGAGCGCAAACUUCCUCCACCUUUGCAAGGGCGACAAGGGAACCACCCCCGAUGGCGUCCCGUUGCACUACAAGGGCAGCAAAUUCCACCGCGUCAUCAAGAACUUCAUGCUUCAGUGCGGCGACUUCACUGCCGGCGACGGCACCGGGGGCUGCAGCAUCUACGGCGAGAAGUUCAAGGACGAGAACUUCCAGCUCAAGCACACGGAGCCCGGGUUGCUGUCGAUGGCAAACGCCGGCCCCAACACCAACGGCUCUCAGGUGUUCAUCACGUGCCGUGACACGCCCCACCUUGACGGCAAGCACGUGGUUUUCGGCAAGGUUCUGUCAGGCAUGGAGGUCGUGAAGGAGAUCGAGAACGUAGCGACCACCGCCGACAAGCCGAACGAUGACGUCGUCAUCGUAGAUUGCGGAGAGCUGCUACAAGAGGAAUCACCAGCAGAUGAGGCGCCUGCCUACGACGAAGCCAUGAAGGCAGAAACGCCCGAAACCGAGAACUAAAUAGUGAACUGGACCCGGAAAACGCCGCGGAACAUGCUGUAACUCCCCCCAGGACGAUUUGUUUUUGACCAGCUUGCCCUACCGGAGCGAGGCUGGCGAUAUUACCCAACAGCUUGCCUUUUGCUCGAGGUUAUCGUGGUGUGAAGAUCUGUUGUUGGGAUUCAGCGCCCCUCUCCCGCGUCCAGGGCGCGUCGAGCCGGAGUAGGGUUCUCGGCGGGCGGUACCGUAUGCCGCGAAACGGGCAUGUUUUUUUCUGCAUACGAUGGUGACGCGUAGCAGGUUGCGCCCCCCUGGUGACAAUAUUUCGGCCUCUCCCAACAAGCGCCCGGGCUGGUGUUUGUUGGAAGGGGUCGGGUGUCUGUCACGUUCCUCGAUUUCCAUUUGCCUUUCUAUAUGAGCUUUCAGGUGCGCUUUUAGCUCGGCGGGGAUGGUGCCUAUCGUGGCAUAACCCCCCACCGUCACCUACGGUGUACACCGUGGUAUGAAUAUUUUUUUCUUCGCACGUUUUGUUUUUUUCAUGCGGAGGGAUUACAUUUAUUUCUUUUCGUAUUUUUGGCGGGUGCACAUGUAGCAUUGGGCUUUGCGCGGAUUGACACUUGGGUGCUAUGGCUACAUGUACGGCUACUCCAUUUGGGUGCAGUGGUUGGUUUUAAGCGUGGGUGGGUGGAAGCGUGUAGUGUUGGGGUGUUGAUUUUGCAUGGCACGCUUCCACUUGGAUGGCCACUAGCCUCUUGUUGUAGGCAGGUUUGUAAUUCAGUGAGAAACUACAAGUUGGAAGGACGGGAGGCGCUGUUUUUCAUCGCGCACGGAAGGGGGCGUCUCCCCUCCCCGUUUUUUUAGGGAAUGUGCACGUUUCACUGAUUGAUCAGUGGACAUCCAGUAGAAAAAGGGCGGAAAUGGCUGUGCCGCAAGCUGAGAGGGGCACGUCAUGAACCGUUUGCUCGUGUCUAAGCUGAAGGGACAGGAAGAUGUUUUCCAAGUUGCAUGGAACAUGCAGCUGGUCCAUCGCUCACUCUGUGAGAAAAACAUGUACACGUAACUUUCGAGCAGGGCGUGCGAAGCGUAACACAUCAAAAUUG